AUGUCUGAAGUCAGUGAGGAUGCCUUCGUGAAUCGCGACGACCCAAUACCCAUCAUACGCUUUGAUGGCGCAGGCUCAAGUUCAGCAUCGGGGGCCCCCUCUCAGGCUGGCACAGGUCAUGAAUCCGACCACUCAGAUGGCGAAGCACCUACCCCCAGGAGGCGAGGCAUUCGCGAUCGCUUGUCGGCGUUUCGUGACAAGGCCUCUAUCCAGGACAAGUUGGUAGAGAAGCUCCUCACACAGGUCCUCCACGAUGGUGGUGAACUUCCUCCAGAGGAGCCUACAAAGGGCAAGACUGGCUCACUCAGAACAGAGAAACCCAACUUCAGUCUCCCACAGAUGUCCUACAACUUUAGGCGCUUUAACAGCCGCAUAGGCGUCGUGUUUGUUUUUCAGGCAAAGGCCGGCCGACUUCUCUCCUGGAAGUAUCCGACGCAUACGCUAUCCUUCUUGGCCAUAUACACAUUUGUCUGCUUAGAUCCCUACUUGUUGCCACUACUACCUUUGGCCAUUAUGCUCUUUGGGGUUAUGAUACCCAAUUUCAUCGCCCGCCACCCAGCAGCGCCCUUCAGCCUGUCCAGCGAGCAGGCCAUCGGCUACUCUCCCCAGGGUCCCCCUCUGGCGCCAGCAAAGACCGUCAAGCCUGUCAAAGAGUUGAGUGGGGCCUUCUUCAAGAACAUGCGCGAUCUCCAGAACUGCAUGGAAGACUUUAGCCAAGUCCAUGAUGGUGUCGUCGCACUGUUGGUGCCGCGCAUCAACUUCAGCGAUGAGGCUUUGAGCAGUGCAAUCUCUGUAUUCCUGUUCGCAGGCUGCUUGUUCAUGAGCAUAGCUGCGAACAUACUCCCAUGGAGGUUCAUCUUCCUCGUGAUCGGAUGGGCCGUUACCGUAAUGGGCCACCCUGCCGUACAGAAGCAGAUCGAAGGCGCGCAGAAGAAGCAUCUGGAGCCGAACCAGCAAACAGCAAACAGCAAAUUGCAAAACUGGAUUGAGAGCGACAUCAUUCUAGACAGCGCACCCGAAACCAGAGAAGUAGAGAUUUUUGAGUUGCAGAGACUUUCUGAUCCAGACGGCGAAUGGGAGCCAUGGGUAUUCAGCUCUUCGCCUUACGAUCCUUUGUCGGCGCUAAGGAUAACCGGGGACAGGCCGACGGGGACGCGGUUCUUUGAGGAUGUGCGGCCUCCGCAGGGGUGGGAAUGGAGCGAGAAGAAAUGGGCCCUCGACCUCUGGAGCAGAGAAUGGGUGGAAGAGCGUAUCAUCACCGGUGUCGAGGUUGAGACGGAGGGUGAGAGAUGGGUAUACGAUAUUUACUACGAACCAGAAGACAGAAUAGGUGUCGUGGAAGGCAACAAACAGGCCACUCCCCCGAAUGGCAAGGCAAAAGCAGCACCUCCAAGGUCAGGAUGGGAGGAAGGUGAUGACUUCGAGGGCAGGAGAGGAGAGUGGAGACGAAGGAGAUGGAUAAGACUAGUCAAGCGAAAGAGCCUAGGUGCUGGACAGGAAUGA
Truncatella angustata is the source of this 1503-nucleotide messenger RNA. RefSeq names its product integral peroxisomal membrane peroxin-domain-containing protein. Bases 1 to 1503 code for a protein of 500 amino acids. Gene Ontology annotation, biological process: peroxisome organization. NCBI's taxonomy places the organism in Eukaryota, Fungi, Ascomycota, Sordariomycetes, Amphisphaeriales, Sporocadaceae. The transcript has a single exon. The record is from RefSeq and is a predicted model, not a curated record. Gene Ontology annotation, cellular component: peroxisomal membrane.